AUGGCCAUGAAUACAUCACUAAUCACCAGUCCCAGUUCCGCAACUGUACCGACCAAAGCCCCACAAGCCGCCCCUGUCCUAUCUCCGACACUUCACCGUAUCCCUGGCAACCUAGAUCAAGACCGCUCAUCGUGGUGGGAGACGCUCUUCGCAAGCACGCCGCGGGACCGCGUUGUUAGGUUGUGCGACGACUUCUUAAAGGAUUGCGACAUCUGGUUCAACUUUUUCCACCGCGGUCUCUUCUUCAAGUCGUUCUUCGCGCAGGAUAUGGGUGCGCACGUAGUGUACGCCGUCUUGGCGCACAUGACAUUCCUGGGAGAGGGCCAUACAGAAGCCGGCCGUAAGCGCGCGCUCUGCUUCGCCGAAGAGGCGCGCAGCAUGGUCACCCACUGUUUGACCGCAGGCUAUUAUGAGCCCACCCUCGUGCAGACGGCCCUCUUGCUCGUCGCGUUUGAGUUCCAACCACAUACCUGGCAAAACCUCGGGCGAGUCGCAAGUGCGCUUGGGUUCAUGGAAGGCUGUGCCAAGGCCUGUCUGCCCUAUUGGUCUGCACCCGCAACCACAGAUCUCCCGCCGCAGGCGGCUGUCACGUCUGGUAUCCGGAAGGAGGAGAUGCGUCAGAUGUGCUGGACGCUAUCGCACCUCGCCGCCAGCUCUACGAUCUGGCGUCACCUGGUUGGCCAGCCACCUCUAAGCCUGGCCUCGGCCGAUCCAGAAAAGUUUGGGGAGCUCUUUCCGGCCCACCUAUUUGACAACGAUCGGAAGGCGCCCAAGCUGUACGGGUGGUCUCUCUACUGCGCAGGAAUCCGACUAUGGCAUACGGCACUAAACCGCGUCCCGGGUGUGCACCCCAACAUGUUCGUCUGUGAGCAGGCCAAAGAGCUGUUGCCCCUCCUCGACUCGGCGCCCUGCUCAGGCUCUCGCAAGUACCUGUGGCAGGCCCGUGAGUGGGUAGCAGCAGCGCGUGGGCACGUCGGCGAUCUAGACAUCGAGGGUGUGCAGCAAUGGUUCCAACAACAGAAGGAUGUGCUCAUGAACUUUGAACCUCAUGAAGCCAACAACGAUUCCAAGAGGCCGCGCCCUACAUACGCUUGGUGGUAUCUGAUGGUAGCGUACACCUCACUCCAACUCUCGGGGCAGUACGCGUUCAUCGCUGCCGAGGCCGAGGACGUGCUCAAUCUGGUACUCAAGUCGCUCGACGACAUCGUAUCGUCCUCGAACUGUAACAAUUUCAAGAACCUCUGUAACGCCGUCCGCGACCGUGACGACGAACUCAAGACUCUUCGCGCAGCAGCUGUGUCUAACGAAUAUCAAUAG
Molecule: messenger RNA, 1317 nt
Organism: Cutaneotrichosporon cavernicola
Lineage: Eukaryota; Fungi; Basidiomycota; Tremellomycetes; Trichosporonales; Trichosporonaceae
Exons: 6
Coding region: 1-1317 (438 amino acids)
Source: RefSeq, a predicted model, not a curated record